Molecule: messenger RNA, 1905 nt
Organism: Paralichthys olivaceus (Japanese flounder)
Lineage: Eukaryota; Metazoa; Chordata; Actinopteri; Pleuronectiformes; Paralichthyidae
Source: RefSeq, a predicted model, not a curated record
AUGGCACGGCAACCAGGGUUUGGAGUCAGAGCGGGACUGGCUGUCGGCCUACCGGGCAAAGCCGGCGCAGUCGACUUUUUGGCAAAAUACUGUAUCUUCAGUCAGGAGAAACUGGAAGACUACAGGAGAGCUUUUGAUGAAGAGGACAGUGAUGGUGACGGCUACAUCUCCUGCCUUCAGGCUCUGCUUGCUCUUAAAAACAUCAUCCCUCCAGAGUUGCUGUCUGACGAAGAAGAGAUCUACAUCUGCAGGAUCCUGGAGAUGGUGGACUUCAGAGUGACAGAUGGGCUCGUGGACCUGAGGCUCUUUUCCGUCAUUGCGAGCCUGGCACAGAAAAUAGCCACCAUGGAUGAGUUUAUGCGAUCGCUCAUCGGCAGCAUGGACUUUCACUCUCUUGAAGUGAGGCUCUUCAAAGCAAAGCGGCUGUUCCUGUUCCUCCUGGAGGAGCAGCGAGGAGACGCCGGAGCUCAGCAGGGAUUCAUCAGUGCAGAGCAGCUGCUUCUGGAGCUGAAGGCCGGCGGGAUCCAUCUCGAGCAGGAGCCGGCCAUCACGCUGCAGCUGCAACACUUUGCCCCUCUGGACCUGCUGGACUUUCUGGCCUACCUGCCCCUCUUCAUGCUCAUUCACAAGUCGGUCAUCUCCAACCCCCUGGACGACUCCAGCAACCUCUGACCCCAGUCACGGCUCGGUCUGCCCUGCGAGGCUCAGGUAUCAGCACCACCACCAUCACACACACACACACUGCUGAGGGCUUGAAUAAAAAAGAUGCACAGGAAACAGAGGAGCUUCGAUUCCGAGUCACACCAGCAUUUGCAGUUUGUUCACAGCAACGGAAACACUGCUCAUUCACUUUGAGUAUCGAGCCAUAUUGUGGUUGUGGUUCAAUCCAAUCUUGUUUUCCCUUCCAUCAAACAUUCCUGACAGGGAAAUGUACGUAAACAGCCUCUCCACUAUCACUAGUUCUGUGAGGACGGAUCAUAUGACAUGGAGCUCAGCUGAACCUCCUGGACUUGUAAAGUGCUGUCUAUGGUCCUGAAAUGUUCUGCAGCUGUGGAUGUUCUUCCACGAGAGUUCACUGUGCAGAGACUGAAGAUCCAUUAUUCUGGCUGAAUGAGCCAAAGACAAACUCUCAAACAUCUUUAGAAAACUGCUGCUGCUCAACAUCAUCAUGUGAAUAUGCUGCUGCAACCACAGCCCAUCGUUCUGGGUUUAAUAAACGAUUGAGCAGAGACCGUUCUCUCCUCCUCCAUCCAGUCCUAUCACGGCUCAUGAUUGAUGUUCAAUCAGAUAUUCCACUAAUAUAGUUUUAGCCAUUGUUUUGCCCCAGCUUUUCUAAUUAGACAUGGCCACGCCCUCCUGUGGUUCAUACACACUGGACAGAACGCCACACAGGGAAACAUAAUGGACUCUGACAGGCAGCGAAGCAGGACUGUGAGAUCAGGGACGUCCCAACGACAUCAAAAUAUUUUUUAGACCUGCGGUGUUCAUCUUCCUAGUUUGAGUUUUUUUUCCUCUCAGCUGUCACGUCAUCGUUAUCUUACGUUGACCUUUACAAAUUCAGUGAUUGAAACAGAACCCAGACGAGAACCUGACGAGGUUGUUUAUGUGUAGAAAGGUUGCUCCUCUAAUUCCUUUUUUUAAUUCAACUCCAUCUCAGUUCUGUUGACGUUGAUGCAUCUGCAGUGUUGUGAGACAUUUUGGUCGUGACGUCUGCAAAAGGUAGAAAUAUCAAAUAUCAUAUCUGUGUUGGGAACAUGGACAUACUGUAGUUUGUGUUGUAUAAUGUGAGACACGUUUGUGUAUUUAUACAUUUCCUCUCUAUUGUUGACUUUUACGUGAAACCAUCUGUUAACUUUGGAACCUCAAAUUACUCAGAUUAUUGUUCGACACUGCUGACACGUGAUG